GUCAAAGUUUUGUUUUCAUAUUUAUUUCAGAUUUUUUAACAAUAUAUUCCUUGGAAUAAUUCGAGAAACUUUUACCGGCAUAAUAUUUAUAUAUUUUCCCGGCAUAAUGGAUGCCGCUAAUUUAUUGAGUGUAGACGUAGAUACUCUGUUCGAGCACCACAGUGUUCCAGAAAUUGAUAUCGUUCAUAAGAAAAUUCAAUCGGUUGUCGAAAACAAACGGGAGGAGCUACGCUUAAUGGUCGGCGAACGUUAUCGUGAUUUACUGCAGGCUGCAGACACUAUUGUGGCUAUGAAAGAUACCUCACAGAGACUCACAGAGCAAGUGGAUUCAAUUACCAUGAAGUGUCGUAAUCUUAACGAUCAGCAGUUAUUGGGAUUUAAGAUUAGCGAACCGGAAGAUUUACUUCGCAAUCGCAAUGCUAAUAAGCAACUAAAUAACUACUUUAGUACAAUGCUGCAGAUCAAGCUGUUGACAACUUUACCUGAAUUAAUUUGGACUCACAUUGAUAAUGACCGAUUUUAUAGCGCCAGUGAAUUGUUUAUAUUCAGCAGACAUGUCAGCACUGGCUUACAGUUAGAUGCGAGUAAUAUGUUAAUGCCACAUCUACCUGUUGCAAAAAAACAAUGGGAAAUUUUAAAGCCCUUCAACAUGACGAUAAAAAUGCAUGUACUGGCAACCUUAGAGAAGGAAGAUUUGAAUGUGAAUGUGGCCACAGAUUGUUUGCUUAGUUUGUUGAUACUGGAAAAAAAUUCAUUGAAUAGUGUUUUGAAAACGUUUCUGAAUUUACGGUGCAAAACUUUUUUAAAUUGCUUGAGCAAUGAUAAAAAACGGUCUAUUGAAGAGCGGGGACGAGUACAAAAUAUAAUAUUAGCGAGCUUACGCAUAUUAAACAACACAAUUGAUAUUAUAGAGAAAUGCUUUUUAGAAAAUGGUUUACUGUUGCAAAGACUACAAGAGCACAACGAUGUAAAUUCAUUGCCAAUAAUAACUUUAGUUGAGGAGGCGGAUAUAGUUCAUUCGUAUUUGCUACCGGAGAUCAUUUCGAAUUUCCGUGUUAGAAUCGAAACACAGUCUCUUGAUGAUACACAAGUCCGUGAAUCCCUUGAACAAUGGAUCAUUGAUAUAAGACGCAUUGCGGCAACGCAACUCAAGCAACUUUUUGAUUACGUCUCAACAAUGAGUGUAAUCAAAGAGAUAAAAACAGAAGCUAAUUCUUACAAAAAUUAUUUCAAAUUUGAUCAAGUCGUCAAAAGACUAAAACUCACGCAAACACUGGAUUUUUUCGAACAAAAAUAUAUACCACUUAUUAAUCAGCGCAUUCACGACAUUAUCCACGAUAAUUGGGCAAAAGCGAUGCAAACAACAUUUGAGUCAUUGGAACAAUCAUUAACAGAUAUAAAUUUGAGUUCAUUAGAUAUUUGGUAUGAAAAUAUUAAUGAUCUUCCAUCAAGUUUAGAAGUAGCUUUAAGUGAUGAUACUAAAAUUAAAAAAUUGCUAAUGAAAACAAAAGGAUAUGAUAACGACAUAAUAUCACUUUGCGCUGAAUUCGAUGAGAAAUUGAAAAGUAUUAUAUCUGAAAUGAACGUUCUUCUUGAAGAGCAAGCAACUCGUGCCGAAGACAAACUUUCAUUGAUUGUUUUUUUGAGAGAGACUUCUGAAGCACAACUAACACAUUUUCUAAGUCGCGUAAAAAGCCUUCACUUAGUUCCGACGCAGCGUAGUGAACUUUUAUUUGUAGCACGUUGCUUUGCAGCUCUCCUUGAACUCUGCCCCAAUUUGAAAACCUGCUUCUGUCAAAGAGGAAAUUGGCGUCAGUGGGUGGGAAAUGUUACCGCAAAUAGUAUUGAACAUUGGAAUCGAGUGUGUAUGUUAAUUGAAGAAGAAACAUUCAUUUUUUGGCAACAAAUUGUCCAAGGCAUUUUACAAGAGAGCAAUUGUGAAAAGAAUCUUCCAAGUUCUAUUACAAAUGAAAACAUUCUAGAAGAAUUUGCUAACUGGGAAACUGUUGAAAUUGAGCAAAAGGAUGAGUCAGAAUCCACCAUACAUUCAACUUUUCGCAUCCCCAAUCAACCACGUAUCUCACUACAAACGUAUCUUUUCACAUUAGUACACAUGUUGAAUUCGAAUGUACCACAAACUUUACCAACUAAAGUUCUUCACUACUACAACGUGAAUAUGUUGGCACAAAUCCUGCAACAAUAUCAAAAAAUCCUAACCGAUAAUAUGUCAAGCAACCAAAAUAUCGCACUACAACUGUAUUUUGAUUUGAAAUUUUUACAAACUAUAUUUGCCGUUACUAGAGAUGAAAAACAGUUGAAUGAUCAAUUCUCUGCUUUGCAAGGCACAUGCAAGAGCUUCAUUGAUCCAUUUGAUUUCGAAUUAUUUUCUGAACCUAUAUCAACUAAUGUCAAAAGAUCUAUAGCUCGGUACCAUUGUCAGUUUGGUGUGCUAACUCCACCUUUCCCAGCACACAUGGCUCCUAAAGGAACUGCGAAUCUGCAACAUGAGAAAGAUCCAAAUGUUUUGUGUUUAAGUUCAAUUGGCUCAUCAACUGCAUGGUUUCCCCUACUACCCAUUGUAACACCAGCAUCCGCCGAAUAUUCGGAGCGUAAAAGCGCUAUUGUGAACAGUGAAAAGAAUAUUUUCUUUGAUUUGUAGCUAAACCCGCGUAAGCUAAAUCUAUUUUGGGACCGAUAAGUAUAUUUCUUAACUUAAACUGAUUUUUAGCUUUGUUUUCUGUUAAAAUCUCCAUCCCAACGAAAUUGAAACUACUGAUUGCAUUUAAUAUAAAAAAAAAUUUACUACCAAAAUCCCUAAAUUCUGUAUUUGGCUACGUUUGCACCGAAUUGGUAUAAUAUCUUAUUUUGCCACUGAACUAAUGUUAAUUCUUGUUUGUUGGAGUUUCAUUUUGCUUGAAUUAAUUUUGCGAGUUUAAAUGCUUGGUACCUACCGUUAUCAGAUAUAAUGUUUGAUAUAGUACCAUUAACUAUGCAAACACAUAUUUUACGCAACCACUACUUCAUGCUUAUGUCUUUUUCUUCUUGAAUUACCUUCCCUUUCAGCCUGCUUCGACAGCGGCGCAUAAAGCGAGCUUGCUAACUUCAACUGUGACUAAUGCAGGAGGGAAAGUUAAGUUCGAUUCCAAAACUAAAUCAGGAGCUGCCUCUUUCUUUGGGGCGAUGUCACAAGAUUGGUUUCGCUAGUUAAGGGGGCUGUACUAACAACUCGGACAUCUCGUACGCUUUGAAGAACAUUUCUUAUUUAUAACAAUAGAGCAUUAUAAAUAAAUUUAAUCAAUAAGUUUA
Molecule: messenger RNA, 3306 nt
Organism: Bactrocera dorsalis (oriental fruit fly)
Lineage: Eukaryota; Metazoa; Arthropoda; Insecta; Diptera; Tephritidae
Gene: Cog1
Product: conserved oligomeric Golgi complex subunit 1
Exons: 5
Coding region: 107-2659 (850 amino acids)
Biological process (GO): intra-Golgi vesicle-mediated transport
Cellular component (GO): COG complex; Golgi apparatus
Source: RefSeq, a predicted model, not a curated record